Messenger RNA from Paramacrobiotus metropolitanus, 3220 nucleotides. Its product is annotated as histone-lysine N-methyltransferase EHMT1-like. The transcript has 7 exons. The coding region runs from base 192 to 3062 and encodes 956 amino acids. The record is from RefSeq and is a predicted model, not a curated record. Lineage: Eukaryota; Metazoa; Tardigrada; Eutardigrada; Parachela; Macrobiotidae. Gene Ontology annotation, molecular function: p53 binding; histone methyltransferase activity; protein-lysine N-methyltransferase activity. Gene Ontology annotation, cellular component: nucleus.
AUCUACGCUAAUGGGCAAUGGCAUUCCGACGAACAUCAAAAACUUUGGCGCGCCUUUUUAACAUGCGAUAUUUUCAAGCCGGAUAGAAUUUCGUCCGUUAUGAAUCAAGCAAAUUGGGACUCUUAGUUUGUUCAUGAAGCACUGAAGACUGAAGAGCAGUUGGUUUACUGCUACAAAUUAGUUUCGGAAUCAUGGAAGUAGUUGCGGAUGAUCCUCGCGAUUCAAGCCUCGCCGAGACUGAUCAGGAUCGGGAUCCAGUUAAUCGAGAUGCCCACACGAAUCCUGAUUCCCGGGAGCAGACUGAGAUGCAUUUAACGUCUGAAGUACUCCGACCGCUGGAAAAGGAACCAGAACCAGUGCCGUUCAACGCGCUUGUUGAUGUGGAUUCGCAUUUGCCUAGUGCAUCGAGCAGUGGCUUGGAAAUAACUGCUAAUGAAAAUAAUACUCUUCGUAUUGACGGAAGCACCUCGUUAGGUGAGCAUUCCGAAUCGUCUCCGGUGCCUAACGAUCUCCACCAGAAUCUCGACGUUCCGGAGAGGGUUAUCGUGCAUGAACAACGUGAGCAUUCCGAUGAACCUUGCAGCCCUAAGACCAGUCAGGUGCAGACCGCUACCGAAAGUCCGUGCGAUCUUUCGUCGUUGCCCGAAGAAUUGCCACACUCGGUAGAGCCGGCUACCGAUUCACUGCAGGAGGUCGCAAGGUCUUCUUACCCAGAUGAGAACGUCGACCAGCGGCUUGAAACGGGGCUCCAUCUUUCUGAGGAUGUCGAGAUGAAAUCCAUUCAGCCGGCGCCAUGGCCGGAUACUUGUCAGUCCUGUUAUUGCAGUCGCUCGCCUGUGGAUUCUAGCAGCUUUCACCGGAUUGCUUCCACGUUUCUGCGAGGAACUUUGUGCCAAGCCGUUGUACAGAAGGGCGCACAGAUGCAAAGUUGCUUGCAUACAUUGUCGCAAGAUGACUACGCUGUACGCUUUGAAAUAGGGGCCGAUAAAGUUGUGGCGCUGUGUCAUUUUCAUCAAGAAGAAUUACGGUUGCAUCAUUUGUGCCCUGUCUGUGCGACCUUCUACGAUAGCGGACUAAUGACGUUAUGCCGUGGAAAUGGUACAGAUUUCCAUUUUUUUCAUCGGACUUGUCUCAAAGCCGAAAACUGGUCAUUUGCGCACUGCCCACAUUGUGGUAAUUCUGUGGACUCUUGCGAAGAGAUUAAUGGAUUUCCAUUAGAGUUACGAUUUCCACAGCCGUCCAAAAUUCCUCCGCUUUCUGUUUUGACAUUCACCGACCGCGUUUCGCCGAUGCCGGCCGUUCCUCCACGCACAAUCUGUCGUUUUAAUGACAAGCUGGUUUUCACUCCAAAAGGAUUGUGGCGCGACACGGAUCUUCGCCGUAUGGCAGAUCUUAUGGCCAAGCUAUCGAAUCUGACAUCCCGGGAGUUCAUGCAGAAAAGAGAUGACGAAACACUACUAAAGGCAGUGGAAGAUGACGAUCCACUGACGCUGGCGUUCUGCCUCCUGGACGUUGGCCCAUGGACACCAACCAACAGUAAAAUGUCCAUGUUACCUCAAGCUGUCGAUCUAGCCUGCAGCACUGGUCACUUGGUGUGCCUUCAUCUGUUACAUGUGGCCGACGUACCGCUCGACACCGUGGAUGAGAAGGGCUUUUCUCCGCUGAUGCGUGCGGUUAUGGAGGGACAAUUUGAUAUUGCUCGAUACUUGUAUAAGGAAUGCCAUUGCGAUCUGGAUCAAACAGAUUCAGAAGGAAAAACUGUGCUGCACCAUUUACUGGAUUCUAGUUCGGAUCAUCACUUGAUAUUUCGACUGGUAGAUUACGGGCUGAUCACACCGUUUUUGAUUAAAAUUCUCACUGAAGACAGCCAGGAUCUCUUUGUCCCGGUGUAUCUCCGGGUCCAUGCGGAACGUUUACUGCCCGAGCCGAAGGAUCACUUUGCGAGGUUCCAGAAAGCCAUCAUGAACCAUGAUGAGGACACUGCCGCGACAAUAAUCAUGUUUCACUUUCCGGAAAUAUUGAAGCGACCGCUAAAAGACCUGAAGGACUUGUGCGAGAGUUGGCCAUCUAUUUGGGCUCUAGUUGAGCAGAAGUGGAUAGCCAGUGAGAAAAACUAUGUCGUGUGUCAUGAUAUCACCAAUGGUAAAGAGCGAUCACCUAUUCGACUAAUUGGUCGACCGGAGGAUUCAUCGCUGGAAAAUGACUUUACGUAUGUUUCCCGCAAUGUGUACCCUUCGAGUAUUAAACCGCUGCUGGCACGCAACAGUUUGAUUUCGUGUGACUGCGGUCCCGUCUGCCAUCCUGGGGGAUGCAGAUGUCGGCAGAUGAGUUCGCGGUAUUAUUCGGAUGGUCGACUUGGUCCUAAACAUCAGGAUGAUACACGGAAUGUUGUUUAUGAAUGCCAUGAAUUUUGCCAGUGUGGACCGGAAUGCGGAAAUCGAGUCAUACAGAAAGGCAUUCGUGCCCCAUUGGAAGUCCGUAAAACUCCCAACCGUGGCUGGGGACUUUUUGCUCGCUCCUUUAUUUCGGAAGGAGAGUUCUUGGCUGAAUACUGUGGGGAAGUUGUUACUGAUCAGGAAGUUAACACUCGGGAGCAUGCUGGGGUUUAUUUAUUUGAAUUGCGUGAUUGUGAAAUAAAUGGCCAGAAAGAUGGAAAAAACAAGGAAACUUAUUGCGUGGACGCUGACAAAAUUGGGAAUGUGGCUAGAUUUAUUAAUCACAGUUGCAGUCCUACGGCACAUCCGAUAUGGUUUUUCCAUCAGAUCCAGGACUCACGGUUUCCGCGUAUUGGAUUCUUCGCAGCCAAAGACAUCCAUGCUGGCGAGGAGAUAUGUUUUGAUUAUGGCAAAAGCUUUUGGACCAUGAAGAAUUACGAAUUCAAAUGCGAGUGCGGCUCGUAUGAAUGUCGCUACCGUCCGCAGCCGCCUGCUACCGUCGGAUUAGGUUCGCACUCGAAGACCGCUAGCGGCACUACUCCUGCUGCCACCAGUCAUGGCUCUGGCAAAAAGACAAUGGGUUCUGACACAAAUGGCCAAGAGGCUUCCAAGCGGCGGAAAAUGUAAAUUUGUGAGCUGUGGACUUUUUGUACAGUGUUCUGUGCUAGGGUUAUUUUCUGAGUACAUUAUUGUUUGGAUUAUUCAAGUUUCUCAGACUGAUCAAUUUUUUUGGUUUGCCAUCGAAUUUUCCAUGGAAGCGGUGUAAAUAAAAUAAUACGCUGUUA